Messenger RNA from Oryzias melastigma (Indian medaka), 4093 nucleotides. RefSeq names its product disintegrin and metalloproteinase domain-containing protein 23 (gene adam23b). Gene Ontology annotation, cellular component: presynaptic membrane. The record is from RefSeq and is a predicted model, not a curated record. Gene Ontology annotation, molecular function: metalloendopeptidase activity. Bases 280 to 2622 code for a protein of 780 amino acids. Lineage: Eukaryota; Metazoa; Chordata; Actinopteri; Beloniformes; Adrianichthyidae. Gene Ontology annotation, biological process: proteolysis. The transcript has 26 exons.
CUCAGUGGACUGUCGGAGCUCCGCGCGCGCGGGUUGCUGUCGGGGCUCGGGGACCUCUCGCAGGAAGGACAUGGUCGGGACCAUCGAGGAGGAGCCUGCUGCAGGACUUCCAGUACACUGGCUGGCUGGCCACCGCCUUCUUCUGUCGGCUCCCUCCUUCUUCCUCCUCUUCCUCCUCCUCAGCCUCCUCUGCAGCACCUCCAUCGCCACGAUGGAUCGCGACACCUUAACCGCCUUGUUAUGAUGCCACUGAGAUAUUUCAACGAUCAAAUAUGAAUCAUGCGUUUGAUAUUUCUGGCCACUUCGCUCGUCAGCAUCCUCUCGCCCUGGCUCCCUCCAUCGCUAGCCUCAUCCGAUUUUCAAGGAGCAGAGGACAAGGUUGAGAGGGACGCAGUGGUAGCGCUGCUGAAGCAACAGGCGACUGCAGCACCUGCCACGAGCAACGCAACCCACCAUGCAGUGGAGCACACCAUCACCUACCCCUCCAGGCUGAUCUACUACCUGAACGAGGACUCAGAGAGCACCUACCAUGACCUGAACACCCAGACGAGGAACCAAGCCACAGAGGGACAGACCGUUCACCUCGCCCAGGCAAGUUUCCAGUUAGAGGCGUUUGGCUCCAGAUUUGUUCUGGAUUUAACGCUGAACAAUGACUUGCUGUCAUCAAACUACGUGGAGAUCCACUAUGAAGGUGGAAAACCUGUUCUGUCAAAGGGGGGUGAGCACUGUUAUUACCACGGGCAGGUGAGGGGCAACGAUAACUCCCAUGUGGCCUUAUCUACCUGCAACGGGUUGCAAGGCAUGUUUGACGACGGAGUCCAUGCGUACCUGAUUGAGCCACUGCACCUAACACACUCCGUUGAUUCGGCUGCAAGGCCUCACAAGCUCAAAAGAAUUGCCUCUUUUCAGUGGAACAACGACUCGACGGAAGCGGUGGAGGAGGAGCAGCUCUUCUCUGAGUUGGAUGAAUUAUCCUGGCUGAAGCGCAGGAAAAAACGAGCAAUGCCUCGCAGUGUGUUUGAGGAGAUGAAGUAUCUGGAAGUCAUGAUUGUUUGUGACCACAACACGUAUAAACGGCACAAGCAGCAUGCCAGAAAUUUUGCCAAGGGAGUGGUGAAUCUUGUGGACGGUAUCUUCAAAGAACAGCUGCACACGCGAGUGGUGCUCGUUGCCGUGGAGAUCUGGACGGAUAAAGACCGCAUACCCAUAAGUGAGAAGCCUCUGGAGAUGCUGCGAGAUUUCUCCAAGUACCGGCAGCAGAGCAUCAAGGUCCACGCCGAUUCCGUGCAGCUUUUCUCAAAUUUGAACUUCCAAUACCGUAGAAGCAGCGCAGCGUACUUUGGAGGCCUGUGUUCAUUAAACCGAGGAGUGGGAGUCAAUGAGCACAGCGGCAUCUGGUCUAUGGUACCAUUCCUGUCCCAGAGCCUGGCACAGAACCUCGGCAUUCAGUGGGACCCAGCAUCCAAGAGAAAGGAAUGCGGUUGUGACAUCAAGAUGAUUGGCUGCAUAAUGGAGGAUAACGGAGUCCAACACCCAAAGAAAUUCUCCAAAUGCAGCAUCUCAGACUACAAGGAAUUCCUCUUGAAAGGUGGAGGCUCAUGUCUGUUCAACAGACCAACCAAGCUGUUUGAGACGGCGCAUUGUGGGAACGGGUUUGUGGAAGUUGGGGAGGAGUGUGACUGUGGACUAAGAUCAGACUGCUAUAAGGAAUGCUGCAAAAAGUGUUCCCUUGCCAAUGGAGCCCACUGUAGUGACGGGCCGUGCUGCAAUAACACAUGUCUGUUCCUUCCCCGAGGUAUAACCUGUCGGUAUGCUGUGAACGACUGUGACAUCUCAGAGACCUGCAGUGGGGAUUCUGGACAGUGUCCACCCAACCUGCAUAAGCAAGACGGUUACCUUUGCCAGGUAAACCAGGGACGCUGUUAUUCGGGUGAAUGCAAAACCAGAGAGAACCAGUGUAAAUACAUUUGGGGUACAAAGGCUGGAGGUUCUGAAAAGUUCUGCUAUGAGAAGCUGAACACGGAGGGUACGGAGAAGGGAAACUGUGGAAAAGAUGGAGAGCGAUGGAUCCAGUGUAGCAAACAUGAUGUGUUCUGUGGUUACCUUCUGUGCACCAAUGUGGGGAAGAUUCCACGGAUCGGAACGAUGAAAGAAGAUAUCACCACGACCUCUUUCAACCACCAAGGCAACGUCAUACAUUGCACCGGUGCUCAUGUCCUCUUGGAUGAUGAAACGGAUUUAGGCUACGUGGAGGAUGGGACUCCCUGUGGGCCGUCAAUGAUGUGCCUUGACCGCAAGUGUCUGCCCAUCCAGUCGCUCAACAUGAGCACGUGCCCCAGCGGACCUAAUGGACAGGUCUGCUCUGCCCAUGGGGUCUGCAACAAUGAAGCCACAUGCACCUGUGACACCACCUGGGCAGGGACAGACUGCAGCAUGCCGGACCCCCCCAAAGAACCAGAGGUCUCCGAGGAUGACGAACCCAAGGGUCCUAGUGCCACCAAUCUAAUAAUAGGCUCCAUCGCCGGAGCCAUCCUUGUGGCUGCCAUAGUGCUGGGGGGGACUGGAUGGGGCUUUAAAAAUGUGAAGAAACGGCGAUACGACCCCAACGCCCAGGCCAUUUAAGCUGAAGAGACCCAGGACUUCUCCAAAGCUUCCUUAGUUGGCUACCUGAAAGGUGGACUGCACUUAUUGCUGCUGAUUUAUUUAUUUAUUUAUUUAUUUUGCAUUAGAUUUUACUUUUCAAUAGUGGACAUUUUAACAAAUUUCAUUGUAGUGUCAUCAUAAAUACAGCCUUUUGGACUCCCACCCUGGCCAUAGAGUGACAGAGCUCCUCUCCCAUCGUUUAGUGCAUUCAGGCAGAGUCCCACAUCAUCUUCUUACCUGGCAUGAUUAACACACUAAAGUGUGCUGCUUGCUGGCCCUCUCCCUUCGGCAUGAACAGCCCUCCCCGCUGGGCUCAGCAUGGCUACCAAAGCUAUGAAUAUAAAGCAAAGAAAAAAACUAUUUGUUGCAGGAGAAAGCCUGGUUAAAAACCAACUUGAGUGGAGAAAAAAAAACUGAAUUUAGUUCAAGUUUAAGUGCUGCAUUUGGGGUCUCAUGAGGACAAUGGGGACCACAAGGUGAAAGCACAAAACUUGACGUGAAUAAGAAGUUUCGGAUUUCCACCGCUUUUCUUUUCUACCCUCACAAAAGUUUGGGCUAAAAGCGUAAGGAGUUAGAGGAGAAGCAUGGCUGACGUCCGAGACUACGAAGUAACUCCGAAGGUGACUCAAAAAGCCAAAGAAAAAAAAAAAAAAAAAUCACCUGAACACUUGGAUGUUGUUGCACGCAGAGCACUUUCUUUCUCUGUCUGCAGCCUGUGGUGCCUCUCGUACUGCUGAGGACAGGAAGUGUGUCCGUGCAGACGCUCACCUGUCCAAUCAGCCCUCCUUGAACGACCCUCAUCAAGACCCACUCUACUAGCUUAACCUUUUUAAGAACCUCUUAUAAAUCAAGUUUGGGUAACUCUGCAUGCAAUCACUAUAGUGGGCUUAGAGUUCUAUAUGGGUGCCCCCAAGAUCUGCAAGAAAAAUAUGCUACAAAAGAUAGGUGCAUGUCGACGACAAAAACAUUUAACUUUUAUUUACUAUGCAAAGAAGGAUAUUGCACACAAGAAUGGGUAACCGUGACAUCAAUGUAGACUCGGACUAACGAAAACCUUUUAAUUAUCAGCUGAUCUUUUUAUCAAUCCUACGUUUCAUUUUGCUUCAAUCUGUGGAUGGACAUUUAAAAAAAAAAAAGAAGUAAUGAAUCAAAAAUAAAUAAAUGUAUCAACGUUUGUGGAGCAUAAAAUUAUUUUUGAGUGUUUUUCAUCCAGUCUGACAUUUCUAAUCACACGUGCACACAGGGUGGUGGCUGUAACAAACCUGAGCUGGUUCCUUGUGCAGGGCUACUUACCAUGUCUGGUCCGGCUGAUCGUUGGUGUGUUUCUGGUGCUGCCACAGCACCGGCAUUGUUGCAGUCCUCUAUGAUGCUCAUCAUCUGGUGUCCCUUUCUCACUGCAUCAUGUACAGUGUACUCAUGUACCCAUAAAUAAAGUUAUUGACAAAUUUUA